GACUGGCGCGGCGGCGGCGGACGACGGAGGGCGACACUGGCCGCCGAUAGCCGCUCAUCGGCGGCUGGCAGUUGCUGAUACGGCGCAGAGCACGGCCGGCACGGCCUGAGCACGGCGGGGCACAGCGCGGAGCACGACCGAGCACAGCACCGUCGGCCGCAGUCGCCCGACCAGUCUGCCGCUGGCCACUCCGUCAGUCACAGUCUGUCAGUCGCAGAGCGGCAGUCAGUGCAGUGUUGGUGGCACGCGAGGACUGCGAAAUCUGCACACAUUGGAGGACUGGCCCGGCCCGGGUGAGUCGCAGCCAUGACUCUGGGUGAGCUGCUACACUACCACGUGAUCCCUCCGCUGUUCCUGCUGUUCUUCACGCCCGUUGUGCAGGUGCUGACCCAGCUGGGCGACCCGCGGCCGCUCGGAUGGAGCGCCCUCGUCGGCUCACGGUUCGCGUGGGCGUUCACGGCGGUGACGCUGGUAUGGGCCUGGCUGUUCCUGGUCCUGCCGGGCCCGGUGCACCACGGGCCGACCACACACUUUGGCCAGACCCCGCCGUACCGCGCCAACGGCAUGCUCUACUACAUCUGCACGCUGCUGCUGUUCGCACUGCUGGAGACGUGGCUGAUGCCGGGCGUCUCGGUCACCAUCUACUCCAACAUGUCGGCGAUCCUGGCGGCGCUCAACGUCACCGCCCUGGUUCUGUGCACCUUCCUGCUGAUACGCGGUAAGGUGGCGCCCCAGUCCUCUGAGGAGAUCGAGCCCAAGCCGCUGCCACACGAGUUCUACCGCGGUAUGGAGCUCCACCCGCACCUGCUCGGAGUGGACGUCAAGCAGCUGACCAACUGUCGCGUGGGGAUGAUGCUCUGGCAGCUUCUCGUGCUGGUGUUCUGCGUGGCCGGAGCGCGGCUGCACGGCCUCUCCAGCGGGCACGUGGUGUGCGCCGCCCUGCAGACCGUCUACAUCGCCAAGUUCUUCUGGUGGGAGACGGGCUACUUCAGCACGCUGGACAUCACACUGGACCGCGCCGGGUACUACCUCUGCUGGGGCUGCAUGGUCUGGGUGCCGUGUUUUUACACGUACGCGGCGUUCUUCCUGACCCGGCAGCGUCCGCUGCUCAGUGACGGCCAGUCGGCGUUUGUUCUGGCGGCCGGCCUGCUCGCCAUCGCUCUCAACUACCGCUGUGACCUGGAGAAGCAGCGGUUCCGGGAGUCCGGCGGCCGCUGCCGCCUCUGGGGUCGGCCGGCCGAGUACAUAGACGCCGAGUAUGUGACCGCGCAGGGCCGGCGCACCACCAAGCUGCUCACCAGCGGCUGCUGGGGCGUUGCCAGACACCUCAACUACGUGUUCGAGAUCUUGGCAGCGUUCUGCUGGUGCCUGCCGGGUCUGGGUCACGGUGUGUGGCCGUUCCUGUAUGUCCUGUUCCUUACCGUGCUGCUCGUGCACCGUGUCUUCAGGGACGAGGAGAAGUGCAGCAAUAAGUACGGCAAGGCGUGGAAGAAGUACUGUCGGCAGGUGCCCUACAGGAUGAUACCGUAUGUGUUCUGAUGUGUCUGCUGUGAGACCGUUCAAUGUCCCGUUCGAUUUGUCGUUUUAUUUUCAGUUCUAUCAUCUAUCGAGGGGUUAUUGGACGGCUGGGAGAAGGCUUAUUGCUUUUCCGAGAUGGCAAUAAGACGUAAUGAAAUUAUGCACCGUCCGUUCGGUAGUUAUGUACGGCCCUCCAGGUAUUAAGUGGUUGGUUGCCAACAUCACAAUAAGCGAUCCGCAUUGAUGAAUACGUCUAAUCGCUGUUGAUAACCAUUGCCGAAGUGUGUGCAUGAACCCUCUUCUCAUUUCUAUUGAGUCAUUUUACAGGAGUGUCUCUGUCAUUCAAAGCUAUUACACCAAAAGCACAUAGGCUAACCAACCACUCUUUUGCUGGAGGGCCGUACACCAGCGUGCUCACAAUAUGAAAUGUUUGCUAAUGUUAAUAUAGCACCAACAAACUCUUCAAACGUCUCUGUAAUAGUUUUAUUGGUAGUACAACUGACUUUGUCACUUGUGGUAGCCAGUGUUCGAUGUUUAAAACGAGGUGGUCUGGUCGUAUUGUGCGGGAUCGCAGAAGUCAUUGCAUGGUUAAUUCGAGUUCUAGUUGGUGUUGAACUUGUGACUCUUCACAUAAUAAAGGUGUGAAAAAA
This is a messenger RNA of Amphibalanus amphitrite, 2168 nucleotides long. Its product is annotated as 7-dehydrocholesterol reductase-like. NCBI's taxonomy places the organism in Eukaryota, Metazoa, Arthropoda, Thecostraca, Balanomorpha, Balanidae. Gene Ontology annotation, molecular function: oxidoreductase activity, acting on the CH-CH group of donors, NAD or NADP as acceptor. The transcript is spliced from 2 exons. The record is from RefSeq and is a predicted model, not a curated record. Bases 307 to 1539 code for a protein of 410 amino acids. Gene Ontology annotation, cellular component: endoplasmic reticulum membrane. Gene Ontology annotation, biological process: brassinosteroid biosynthetic process; sterol biosynthetic process.